This is a messenger RNA of Pyrus x bretschneideri (Chinese white pear), 1807 nucleotides long. Its product is annotated as pentatricopeptide repeat-containing protein At5g66500, mitochondrial-like. The record is from RefSeq and is a predicted model, not a curated record. The transcript has a single exon. The coding region runs from base 215 to 1807 and encodes 530 amino acids. Gene Ontology annotation, biological process: RNA modification. Lineage: Eukaryota; Viridiplantae; Streptophyta; Magnoliopsida; Rosales; Rosaceae. Gene Ontology annotation, molecular function: RNA binding; protein binding.
AAUCUCGUUAAGUUUAUAUUUUUUUCUAAGUUCGAAUAACAAUAAACAAUUUGAUGAGCCAUGUGGAUGCGGCGUCUCUUCCGGCUCUAUAUUUCCUUAAUAACGCCGUAUAAGACUUGGCUUCCAUAUCCUAACAUGUUGGAGAAGGAAGCAAGCCGAGAGUGCCAGUGAGAGAGUAUAACCUUAGAUGUAAGACGUUCCCUCACCCCAAUUGAUGGCCGCCCUAACUCGUCCUAUACGUUCCCUCCACCUUCCCGCCAAAUGCUAUUUCAAUGGCUUCCACACCCACCACCUGUUUGAUGAAACGUCUCACAGAGAUAUCUACUCGCUCAACUCCCUGCUCGCCUCUUACACUCGCAACGGACAAUUUUCCUCUACAUGGGCUCUCUUCUGCCGCGUUCAUCGCUUGAAAUCCGACCUCAAUGCCUACACUUUCACUCCGGUGCUUGGUGCCUGCAGGGCUCUUCCCCGCCCUGAACGUGGCAGGCAAGUCCAUUGCCUGAUGAUCAAAAGUGGCUCCGAGUCAGGAACCGUGGCAAAGACUGCCGUCAUGGACAUGUACUCCAAAUAUGGGUUUUUGGAGGACUCUGUCAGAGCCUUUGAGGAGAUGGAGUUCAAGGAUGUUGUGACUUGGAACGCUUUGCUUUCGAGCUUUUUAAGGCAUGGGCUUGCCCGAGAAGCGGUUGGUGUUUUUCAAGCAAUGAGGAAGGAAAGAGUGGAGUUCAGCGAGUUCACUAUGUGUUCUCUGCUUAAAGCUUGUGCCUUUUCCAAGGCCUUUCGACAAGGCAAGCAGGUUCAUGGGAUGGUGGUUGUGAUGGGCCGCGAUAUGGUGAUUUUGGGCACCGCUUUGAUUGAUUUCUACUCUGCUGUUGGAUGUAUGAGUGAAGCCAUGAAAGUGUUCUCGAGCUUGAAUUGUCGAAAGGAUGAUGUCAUUUUCAAUUCUCUAGUUUCCGGGUGUGUUCGAAACAAGAAGUAUGAAGAGGCAUUGUCGAUUAUGUCCGCCAUGAAACCGAAUGUAAUUGCACUUACUAGCGCUCUUGCUGCUUGCUCAGAGAAUUCGAAUUUGUGGAUUGGGAAGCAGAUACACUGCGUGGCAAUGCGUCAUGGGUUCAUAUCCGAUACCCAAAUGUGCAAUAUUUUGCUGGACAUGUAUGCAAAGUGUGGGAAAAUUUUGAAUGCUCGAUCUUUGUUCAAUGGAAUUCGUAAUAAAGAUGUGGUUUCGUGGACAAGCAUGAUUGAUGCAUAUGGAAGUCAUGGGAAUGGGGUUGAAGCUCUUGAUCUGUUCAACAAGAUGGGGGAAGAAAGAACUGGAGUGUUGCCGAAUUCUGUGACUUUUCUUGCUGUUCUCUCAGCUUGUGGGCACUCAGGGCUGGUGGAGCAAGGUCGAGAGUGUUUUAAUUUGGCGAUAGAGAAGCAUGGUCUGGGCCUGGUUCCGGAGCACUAUGUCUGCUUCAUGGAUAUGUUAGGCCGAGCCGGUCAGAUAGAUGAAGUGUGGUGUGUGUUUGAUGAUAUGGUUAAGCAUGGCAUUAGGCCUACAGCAGCAGUCUGGUCAGCAUUGUUGAAUGCUUGUAGCCUUAAUCUGGAUGUUAAAAGGGGUGAGCUUGCUGCUAAGCAUCUUCUGCAGUUAGAGCCCGAUAAGCCCGGGAAUUAUGUUCUGAUAUCGAAUUUUUAUGCAACCAUCGGAAGGUGGGAUUCUGUAGAUGAAUUCAGGAGUGUAAUGGAGACGAAAGGACUGGUUAAGGAAGUCGGAAGUAGCUGGGUUACUGAUUCGCACUACCAUGAACAUGCCACCAGCCUUUCUGUUUGA